Aegilops tauschii subsp. strangulata is the source of this 1687-nucleotide messenger RNA. RefSeq lists its product as uncharacterized. The record is from RefSeq and is a predicted model, not a curated record. Lineage: Eukaryota; Viridiplantae; Streptophyta; Magnoliopsida; Poales; Poaceae.
ACACUACGCCCCACUCCCAUCAAUCCAAAUCCAAACAGCACCCCAUGGCGUCGACGAUGCGCCGCCGUGCCGACUGGUUCCUCCACGACUGGGUCGACAGGCUCGACACUCAGCGGCCGCCGACUCCGACUCCGACACCUCCGCCUCCCCGCCCCGCCUCCAGCUCCAAGGCCGGCCGCGGCGGAGCCUCUCCUCCUUCGCCGCCGCGGCGAGCGCCCCGAGUACCUUCCCCGCCACGCCCGUCGGCGCGGCGGGGCCAGGGCCAGUUCCACUACGGGAUCCAGUCAGCCGCGCCACCGCACCGGCUCCAGGCGCGCGUCACCUCCCCGGCGGACCACCGGAACGCCUCCGCGUUCAGGCAGGGGAAUCCGACCUCGCGCUCGCUUCUCCACGGAGGACUGGGCGUCUUCAAUCGGUUCGCUCUCUUGGCGAGUGCGAGCGACUAUGAGAGAGAGUUUCCGGUGCUGACUGCUGCAACUGCAAGCAUCAGCGACAAGGACGCGAAGCAGCGGGGGCAAUCUCCUAAAGCUAUCAAGCAUACGAACGGCAAGCUCCGGGGACGAGGCGUUAGGAGGGCUCCGCAGGUGCAGCACGUUAGGAAGGCCGUCGCCGAGCCCGCGGUCAAGGGAGACGCCCAGCUGGUGGUCAAGGGCGACGCCGAGGCGGUGAUCAAGGCCAAGGGCCACGCCGAGCUGGCGAAGGGCGAGAGCGAGGGCCACGCCAAGGCGGCGACCAAGGCCGAGGGCCACGCCGAGGUGGCGGUCAAGAGCGACAAGGCCGCACGCAAUGUCCCCGACCUCGCCAGCGAGCUCAAUGGCCAGGACUUCUUCGUCGGCUCGAUUCUCGUAAGAUGCGGCGCCCCAGUUUCCGUUGUCGCCGGAGGUGCUGAGGGCUGCCGUCGCGGAGGGCCUGCCGGAGGCAGUGGAGGAGGACCUGCUGGAGGUGGUGAUGGAUGCGGUGGUGGAGGGCCAGCACCCGAUGGCGGCGGAGGCGGUGUGGGAGGAGGAGGACCGGCCGAUGGCGGCGGGGGUGGUGGGGGAGGAGGACCCCCCGGUGGCGGCGGAGGCGGCCCUGGUGACCCCGCCUCCCCAACCACCCUAUCCACAGCGUCUUCCGUUCGCCAGAUGCCAACGGGCAGGCUGUGGCGUCGACGCCCUGUUCUUCUGCUCGGAGUGUGGGCUGGUUUGCUGUCCGGAGCACGUCUGCCCGGACUGCACCGUGCCACUCUCCGAGCUGCCGGCGCCUCGUCUCUCGGUGCCGCAGGUACAAAUCUACCAGCCCUUUCAGUACCCACCCACUCUUCAGCUCUUCGUCGGCGCGUCGCGUGUGGGAAAUCGCGUUAGUCACUACUUUGCAAGACCCCAGGAUGUGUUUGGGCACGGUGAUAUCAUUGCUGGAGAAGCGCAGCACUUUGACAUGCAGGGUCUUUGGAUGGUUAGAUCUGUCCGCGAGGCGCCCUGCAUUCUCCGGAGGGUACACAUGUUUCCGGAGCCCCAGUUUUACUCAUGGUAGAUACUGUCUUGUAAGCAAGCGCCGUGCAACAUCUAGAAACUGGGUUUUUGCGUCCAGUGAUGAAUGAUUUGUCACUAAAUUGAAUGAUGAAGGAUUGAUGUUUGCUGUGACAUUUCCCUUGCUUAUAGAUUAUAAAUUGAUAACUGCAUUUGGUGAGACAAAAUGCUGAACCGAA